GGAGAGGCGGGAGGCGGGCUAAGUUUGGUGGGAAACUUUACAAUUUCCUUUUUUUUUUUUUUUUUUUUUGCUUCACUAGUACAGAACCCAGAAUGGAUGUUCUCCUUAUAGCCAUUCUUGCUGUGCCGCUCAUCCUGGGACAAGAAUAUGGUGAUGAACCAGACUUGAAUUAUUAUUACAAUGUUGCCUAUUACUAUACAGUCACCCCCAACUAUGAUGACUAUGGCGUCAAUUUCACUGUUGAUUACUCCAUAUUUGAGUCAGAAGACAGGCUGAACCAGUUGGAUACAAAGGUAAAGGAAACAGAGACUACCAUGAGUCAUGAAACAGAACAUGUGGACCAUCAGGAGCCUGUGACAGUGGAACCAGUGACAAUGAACCCUCUGACAACAGAACCUGUAAUAGUGGAACCCGUGACUAUGCAGCCCAUGACUACAAAACCUGUGACAAAGCAACCACAGACCCCAGAUCUGAAUGAUGCUGUCUCCAGUCUGCAGAGCCCCGUUUUCCUCCUCCUAUCCUGGAUCCUCCUUCAAGCUGGGAUGUAUUUCACGUAAGGAGCGAGAAGACUUAACUUUUUUUUUUGGAUGGGCCUUAGGAAGAGGAAAUUGGAAGACAAAAUAAAUGAAAUAAUCUGUUUACUCUC
This is a messenger RNA of Erinaceus europaeus (western European hedgehog), 646 nucleotides long. RefSeq names its product chromosome 11 C1orf54 homolog (gene C11H1orf54). The transcript has 6 exons. Bases 93 to 557 code for a protein of 154 amino acids. NCBI's taxonomy places the organism in Eukaryota, Metazoa, Chordata, Mammalia, Eulipotyphla, Erinaceidae. The record is from RefSeq and is a predicted model, not a curated record.